Molecule: messenger RNA, 8425 nt
Organism: Amyelois transitella
Lineage: Eukaryota; Metazoa; Arthropoda; Insecta; Lepidoptera; Pyralidae
Gene: Keap1
Product: kelch-like ECH-associated protein 1B
Exons: 14
Coding region: 485-2431 (648 amino acids)
Molecular function (GO): protein binding
Source: RefSeq, a predicted model, not a curated record
GAUAACAGUAGGCAGUAGAAAAGUAAAAUUUAAUUGAACUUAUCACUCGUAAUUAACUUAACUACAUUUGUUUCUUUGAAUUUGGUACCUAAUAGUUUUAAUUUUUAUGUUUUAAUUUCUUCUUCACUAAAGUGUCCACAGAUAUUUAUUAUAUUUUAACAAUUAAAAUUACCAUAGAACCUUUGACCUAUGCUAACGACGAUGGAAUGGAUUGAUUCUGAACAUUAAAUCAUUCCGAUAAUAUCCUAUCCUUGAAUGAAAUUAAUUACAAUACCACGUAUAAUAACAUACUAUUGUGAAACGUCUACUUUUUAUAAACAGAGCUUUAGUGAAUGUUUUAUAGACUGUAUGUUUUGUAGAACCAAGAACUGAGAUUUAAUGAUCCAAAAACAUGUUAAAAAGUGAUUCAAGUGCCUAACUUUGUUGGAUAAAUAUUCUACAAAGUGUAUUAAUUGUAACUUCCAAAGAAAUCAAAGGAGACAGUAUGGAAACUGACGACGACCUCCUCUCCGGGAACAUCCUGGACGACCUCCCCAAUGUGAGCGACACGAUGCUGGACGGCUCCAUGGGAUGCAGUUCCAACGACAUCGGCGAUAUGACCUUCUGCAUGGGAAACUACGUUGGCGAUUUUAUGAAGAUGCUGUUCACGAUGAGGUCACACCAAAUGCUGACCGACGUCGUCCUGGAGGUCGGGAACGAACUGUUCCACGCGCACAAGGUCGUAUUGGCGGCAGGCAGUCCUUAUUUCAAGGCGAUGUUCACAAGCGGUCUGAAAGAGUGCGAAAUGUCCCGGGUUCGACUCCAGGGCGUCUGCCCGUCGGCCAUGGCGUGGCUGGUGUACUUCAUGUACACGGGGAAGGUCAGGGUCACGGAGGUCACAGUGUGUCAGCUGCUGCCCGCCGCGACCAUGUUCCAGAUAUCGAACGUGAUAGAGGCGUGCUGCGCUUUCCUAGAACGACAACUGGACCCGUCCAACGCUAUAGGUAUCGCCAACUUCGCAGAGCAACACGGCUGUGCCGAUCUGAAGUUUAAAGCGAAUCAAUUCAUCGAGAGGCAUUUUAUACAGGUUUGUCAAGAGGAGGAGUUCCUGCAGUUGACAGCGCCCGAGCUGAUCUCUCUGGUGAGGAAGGACGAACUCAACGUGGGCGAGGAGAGAGACGUUUACAACGCCGUCAUUAGCUGGGUGAAAUACGAUGAAGAUCGCCGCCACCCGCGCAUGGAGCACAUCCUGAAGGCGGUCCGCUGCCAGUACCUCACGCCCAACUUCCUCAAGGAGCAGAUGAGCACCUGCAGCGUGCUGGAGAAGGCGCCAGCCUGCAGGGAGUACCUGGCCAAAAUAUUCAAGGAUCUGACAUUGCACAAGAGGCCCGUAGUCAAAGAGAGGAGGCCGAACACCCCCCGGAUCAUAUACGUGGCUGGUGGAUACUUCAGAAAUUCCAUUGGAGUAUUCGAAGCUUAUAAUCUGGACGACAAUUCUUGGACCACGUUACCACCGCUCACAGUGCCACGGUCUGGAUUAGGAGCCGCUUUUGUCAAGGGUCUAUUCUUCGCGGUAGGCGGCCGCAACACGUCCCCCGGAUCUUCGUACGACAGCGACUGGGUGGACGUGUACAACCCGGCCCUGGAGAUGUGGAGGCCCUGCAGCCCCAUGUCCACACCGCGACACAGGGUGGGUGUGGCGGUGAUGGACGGAUUACUUUAUGCCGUCGGAGGUUCGUCCGGCUCAGAGUAUCAUAAGACUGUUGAAUGUUACGAUCCAGAACGCGACACUUGGACGAUGGUGGCAUCUAUGAAGUCGGCAAGAUUAGGAGUGGGCGUCGCCGUCGUAAAUAGAUUGUUGUACGCGGUCGGCGGCUUAGAUGGCGCUAGGAGAACUAAUACAGUGGAGUGUUACCAUCCCGAGAACAAUUGCUGGACCGAAGUCACGCCCAUGAACGUGGGUAGAAGCGGUGCCGGCGUGGCGGCCCUGGGCCAGUACAUCUACGUGGUGGGCGGCUACGACGGCACCGUGCAGCUGUCGUCCGUGGAGCGGCUGGACACAGAGCGCGGCGCGUGGGAGCGCGUGGCGGACUUGCGCGUGCCGCGCUCUGCGCUCUCGCUCGCCGUGCUCGACAACAAGCUGUAUGCGAUGGGCGGCUACGACGGCACCCGCUUCCUGGACAUAGUGGAGGUGUACGAGCCGGCGACUGACACGUGGCGCGCGGGCACGGCGCUGCCGUCGGCGCGCUCGGGGCACGCGUCCGCCGUGUGCUACCAGCACGUGGCCGCGCCCGACGCCGAGCCCGCGCCCGCCGCCAUCAGGAGGUUCAGCCGAAGACAUACACCGUCCACGCCCGGCACUUCGGCCCACGAAAACAACGCUGAAGCUAACGACAUACCAAUGGCCAAUAACAUUAUAGGCACGCUGUCUAACAAACACUCGGGCUUAUAGCAUCCCCACCCCGGUUACCAGUCUCGUCGGGUCUUCCCAUACUCCUUUUGCGAAGUCGGAGUUUAUUGGUCAGUGGUUUUGGCCCUCUUCAAUGGUAUCAGCGCUGCCUACGACUGUAGGCAGGUCGAUGGGGCGGCCUGGGUCUUCACAUCUCCACUGGGAGUUCCCAUCGGCAGCGAGGGGAGGGUUUCACCCGGCGGUCCGGAGCGCAGGUGGCUGUAAAACGGUUACCCGUAAGUGCAACAUUAUACUAUUUACGAUGAUGUAAUGCUGGGUCGGGAGGGCGGAGAAUGUUAUCGUACCGAUCUUAACUGUGAACGUCAUUUCUCAGCAUGAAUUAUGAACAUGCUGCGUGUGAAAGUGACGUCAUUUCUGUGUUACAUGCCGGGUAUGAAAGAGGAUCUGAGCUCUGAAGCUUUUGAAAUGAUAGUGGAUACUUUCCAUCCACUCUGCAAAGUGAUAAUAGUGUACUAAUGAAGUUAUAGUGCGGACAGAUUAUAUAACAUAACAUAAAUAACAUAGUUAUUUAACAAUGUUUCAGUAAUGUAGACACAUUAAAUUUUAAAAAACAUGUUGAGUAUAAGUUAUGUAUUUAACAGGUUAUUUUUGUUAAUUUGAAAUGUUAUAUAACAUUGUUAGUAUUUUAUAUGUUGCAUAGUAAUAAAAAAUAUCAGAUAAUGUAGACGUCAUACAACAAAGUUGUAGUACAUUAUUACAUAAUCUGUACGCACCUUUAUAGUGGUUCAAUCGCAGCAGAUUUGUUGUGGUCUUUAUUCCAGGCUAAAGACAGUUUGAUUUCCAUUAACGGUGUCUUAAAUGGACUUAAGAUUUUGUGUAAAAUAUUAUUUAAGUCUAAAAACAAGUGGCAGACGUAAUGUUUAAGAAAAUGAUGGUGUAAAGAGUCAAUUGACGGUGCAAUCUAUAGAAAAAGUAAUAAAAAAUUAUAGUGUAUAUGAUAUUCUGGCCAUUUUUAAUGAUAUUUUUGUGUGUAAAAAAUUUUGUACAAAAGAAUAUUUGUAACAAGGAGUGUGGUGCAACAAAAAUAUAUAAUGUAACACGAGACAAAUGGAUUCUUGGUAAAAUCAAUAAGAUGUAAAAGUCAGUCAGUCAUCACGUCUCGUUCCCGGCGGGAGCGGUAUGCGGUCUGCUGAAAGCCGCUUUGCGACGAUGAAUGUAAGAGGAGGAAUGAAGGAUAAGAUUGAGGAAGUAUGCCAGAUGAUGGAUGAAAGACGUUUGGAUGUGUUGUGCGUGAAUGAAACGAAGCGGAAAGGAUGCGACGCGACGCAGCACGGCCCUUACACGGCGUAUUGGUCUGGAAUUUCCAGUACCAGCCGAGGCUGUCAAGGGGUCGGUCUAAUUCUUUCUGCACGAAUGGCUGAGUGCGUGAAUGAGUAUGAGUGUGUCAGCCCUCGUCUUCUAUGGAUUAGGCUGAAAGUUGGAAUCACUCGGAUCUUCGUUCUAGGUGUUUAUGCACCUUGGGAUGUGGGUUCGAGGGGUACAACAUCAGCAAAAAGCGAAAACGAGGAGUUCUGGAAUAGUGUAAGAGAAGUAUUGAAAGUUACCAAGCCAAAUGAGAAGAUUAUUAUGUUAGGUGAUUUUAAUGGAUGGGUGGGUGUAAAGCGUGAUGGAUAUGAAAAGGUGCUUGGUGCGUUUGGUGACGAAAAGGUGAAUGAUAAUGGAAGAAGUGUAUUAGAAAUUUGUCUAGAGUGGGAUCUUUUUGUGUCGAACUCAAUGUUUCAACAUAAAGAGAUCCACACCUACACAAGAGUGGAAGGUAUUUUAAAAAGUAUGAUAGACUUUGUGAUUGUAGAUGAAAGAUUGAAGAACAAAGUGCUGGAUACCCGUGCAUAUCGCGGUGCUGGCAUUGACUCGGACCAUUUACUGGUGAUAUCCCGGAUAAGGGGUAUCUUCAAUCGCUGGCGGCACAGGGUAAGGGAGCAAACCAGCGCUUUGGAAAGAGUAAAAGUAGAAAAUUUGCAAGAUAUGGAUGUAGGUAAGAAGUAUAUUAAUAGACUGAAGGAUGAAUUUGAAGAUUUAGAUGAAAUGAGCGAUAUUGAAGAUGGAUGGAAGGAAUUUAAAGAAAGAAUUGUGAAAGUAGCUGUUGCAGUGUGUGGUGUAAGUAGAAGAAGGAAAGGAAAAAAUCACAAAAAUGCGUGGAUGAGUAAAGAUGUGCAAGAACUUGUGCGAUUAAAGAAGAAAGCAUGGCUGGAUUUGUUAGCAGCAAAAGCUAACUUAAGAAUGCAAGAGGUUAUAGAUGAAGAUGUGAAUGAAGCACGUAAGGAAUAUAAGAAAAUGAAAGAUUUGGUUAAGAAAGCUGUGAUUAGAAAGAAAGAAGAGUAUAAAGAGGAUUUUGAUAAAAGGCUAUCGGAAGACUUUCAGUCAAAUCUGAAAGUAUUCUGGAAAUCCGUAAGGUCAGCCCGAGGAAAUACUAUAACCAGAGAGCUGACUAGGAUCAGAUCCAGGAUGGUAGCGUUGUGAAAGGAGAAGAAUGUGUACUAAAGAUAUGGAAGGACUAUUUUGAAAGUUUAUUUGAAAAAAAGGAAGGAAAUAAGAAAGAUUUCUGCUAUAGCGAAGAAAAAGAGAAUGAGAUGGAAGGCGAAAUUGAAAUGUUCGAAAUUGUGGAAGCACUUAAGAGUAUAAAAGCGGGAAAGGCUGCUGGGUGUGAUAGAGUGUCGGUCGAGAUGCUUAAAGCAGGAAAAGGCGUAGUAGCUAGUCAGUUGUACUGCCUUUUCAAUUUGUGUUGGAGAAGCGGCCGAGUACCAAAAGAUUGGUGUAAGGCUGUUAUCGUGCCACUUUACAAAGGAAAAGGGUCACAGCUGGACUGCAAAAAUUAUCGUGGUAUAAGCCUGCUUAGCGUCGUCGGCAAAUUGUAUGCUAAGGUAUUGAUUAAUAGAGUCAGGAAUGAAACUGAUGACAAAAUAUGGGAUGCUCAAGCGGGAUUUCGAAAGGGAAUGGGAUGUACUGAUCAGGUCUUUUCCUUGCGGUGCAUAGCCGAAAAGUUUUUGGCCAAGAGUCAAAAAGUCUAUUGCACAUUCGUAGAUCUGGAAAAGGCCUAUGACAGAGUUGAGAGGAAUGAAUUGUGGUCAGCACUUUCUAUGCAUGGGGUGAGCAGUCUCUUAAUACGAGCACUGAAAUCCUUAUAUGAGGAUUCGAGUGCUUGUGUCAGGAUAAACGGAGCGCACACUGAGUGGUUUAAGAUUGAGAAAGGCGUUAGGCAAGGAUGUGUUGCGUCACCGUGGCUGUUCAACCUAUUUAUGGAUAGCUGUUUGACAGAUUUGAAAGAGUCUAAAAGUGGAUUAAGGAUGAAUGAGUUACUCGUCAAAUGUCUGCUCUAUGCCGACGAUCAGGUUAUACUGGCGUCAUCAGCGGAGGAGUUACAGGAGAUGGUAAACUGUAUGCAUGAAGCUUUAAAAGAGAAAGGAAUGAAAGUGAACGUAAGUAAAACUAAAACACUGGUUUUUGAAAUGGAGAAAGAAAUGACAGCAUGUAAUAUUUUGAUUGGAGGAGAAAAAGUGGAGCAAGUGAAAGAGUUUGUAUAUCUAGGAUCAAAGUUUACAUCAGAUGGCAAGUAUGAUAGUGAUAUUGAAAGGAGAGUGAACGCGGGGAACAUGGUGAAUGGAGCUUUGCAUGCCUUUAUGAGCAGUCAGAAACUAUCCAAAAAGGCUCGACUGGCUGUGCACAGGGGCGUGUUGGUCCCGACAUUAAUGUAUGGGAGUGAAAGUUGGGUAUGGCAAAAGAAACAUGAAAGCAGAAUAAAUGCAGUGGAAAUGAGAGCGUUAAGGAGUAUGAUGGGUGUGAAAUUGAGUGACAGGAUAAGGAACAGCGUGAUAAGGGAAUGUUGUGAUGUGAAAGAAGAUGUAGUUACAGGAAUAGAAAAGGGUAUGUUAAGAUGGUUCGGUCAUGUGGAGAGGAUGAAUGAAAGCAGGUUGACUAAGCAGAUAUACAAGGAGAGUGUGGAGGGAAAGGUCGGAGUGGGAAGACCUAGACGAACGUAUCUUGAUCAAAUUAAGGACGUCCUGGUAAAGGGUCAGGUCAAAAGUACCCGAAACCGCCGAGCUUGUAUGAAGAGAGUUAUGAAUGUGGACGAAGCGAAAGAAGUAUGCAGAGAUCGUGGCAAGUGGAAAGAGGUAGUCUCUGCCUACCCCUCCGGGAAAGAGGCGUGAUUUUAUGUAUGUAUGUAUGUAUGUAAAAGUUGAUCAAUUGGUCAACUUUUAAAUGUUAUUGAUUUUUCAGUCCGUUGUUUAAUUCUUUUUUUUUUUAAUUAAAGAAUAUAAUAUGAAAUAUCCUUCCCUCCACAGUACCUAUAUUGUAAGUAUUUUGUUUGUUCUGUACAUAAUCAUAUUAUUGUUAGUUUAAUUUAACCGUUUUAAGUUAAUAAUCCAAUUCUAACGUGCCAAAAUAGGUUGUGAUAUGAUCAUGUCUCACUUAAGUAUUUUCUAUGGUUUCAAAUUGCAACUAUUAAUUAAUCACAAUUUUUUAAGCUGAAAUAUAUUUUAUUUUAGUUGACUCUCCCAUUCCUGUAUAAUAAGAUAAUAAAGGAAAUAUAUUGUGUGAUAGCUUAUACAUUCUUUCAUUGCCACCCAGAGAAAUAGUUGAUUAAAAAUCUUUUGUUUCUUUACAAGCUCUUAUUUACUUAAUUAUUCACCAAAGGUGCAUGAAAGCAUGUGUACUGAAUAACAGCAUAGUUCAGUCGGGGUAUUUAUCAUACAACCUUCGAUCAACUAUAUACUAGAUUCAUAGAUGAGGGUAAAAUCAUUCAAAAAAAUCCGCACUUUUAUACGCCAUUUUAAACACAUUUACUAAUAUCCUCUGCUCAUUCACAAUAAGCAGUUUUCUAUUUAAAGAUUGUGAGCCGUAUUGUAUAGUAUGUAAUAUAUUAUGAUCCAUUUUUGAUCGGACGGACGGAUUUGUUUAAUUCGGACACUUUCAGCAGGUCUAAUAGAUAGUUCAUCGAUGCUUACAAAGAAAUCAUCAAGAUGUGAAUUAAAAGCUUGAAAAGAAAGAGAAGCUGUUCUCUUUCCUUCACUUAUUUCAGAAUAAGUGAUAGUAUUUUUUGAAUAAUUUUGAAUACCAAUCAUAGUACGUGCAAUAUUAUAUUUUUACAAUUGUUAUUUUGACGUUUUGUCUAGGUUAGAUAUCUUUUGUAUAGUUUUUAUGUACUUAGAAGCGGUAAACAAUAUUUUAUUACUAAUCAAAACUAUAUAUUGUAUUUGUAUUGUAUUUUUGUAGUACGACGCCUUUGGCCGACUGAAUAACCCGUAUGACUAGUUUGAUUGUUUACCUUUUUUUAAAUACAAGAAAAACUAUACUCAUUGAGCCUGUGUAAAUAACACUACCCAACAAAAUUGAAGUUAAGGAGAGCAACAGAGACCAGAGUAUGAUAUUCUAGGUAAAACGACCACGCUUAAUUCGAAUCUGAGCUUAGAAUUUUGCCUAGACGUCAGGUUUUUUUUUUUUUUUUUGUUUAUUAAUUGUACAAUUUGUUACAGAAAAAAUAAAAAACCGAGAUAUAAAAUAGCAAGAAAUCAUUGUAAUUAAUAAAAAAUAAACACAUAAAAUUAUUAAUAAUGUAUAUAAUCUAUUCUAAAGUUGUUUUUCCCUUUGAAUGUGGAGAUUUUCUUUUAUAUUCGCAAUCUGAUUCUCUUGUAAGGAACCAACAGUAAUCGCCCAUCAUUGCGGAGUCCCAUCGACCCUGAUAUCUUUUUUCCAUCGUAAGAAUGUCUUGAUGAAAUCUUUCACCCAUCUCAUCACUCACAGCUCCCAAAUUUUCGGGGAAGAAACUUAGAUGUGAGUGCAAAAAAUGAAUUUUCAGCGACAUUCUACAGCCCAUUUUUUGGUAGCUUUUCAGCAGAUUUUCUAUAAGUUCUUUAUAGUUUUCUGCUUUUCUAUUCCCUAAGAAGUUUGUGACCACAUUUUGAAAUGACUUCCAAGCUUGUAAUUCGGUGUCAUUUAACUUUUUCUCGAAGUCUUCAUCUUUCAUCAGUUUUCUUAUUU